AUCCGUGCUCGAGUGACGUGGGGACAUGUGCGCGUUGAAUGUCGCCUCUGUACUAUUUGUCUUAAGAGAUAUUCACGUUUGUGACUUGUUUUCUAAUAUUUGACGACCUUUAAAAAGCAUCAGUCCCCCGAGCCGCUCCAUGUACCCAGUACUUAUUUCAUUAGUAACUCGUUUGUAGUCCAUUACAUGCAAUUAUCUCUCCUCAUUUUCUUCUUUGGGAGUGCGAAGGUCUUCAAUUUGGAGAAAACUGAACCGGUUCUCCAUCAGCAAUGACCAGUACUGAAAGAAAGUGAGAUUAUUUACAUUAGAGUCCACAAGAAGCUUCCCCAGCGUGGUUGACCUGAGCAGUAGAAAUAGAAGGGGAGUAAACGAGUGCAGCAAGGAGAGGAGGAGUGUGUGAGGACAGUCGAUGGAUGCUGCCCGGAUUGAGGGGACAGCACAUUCUCAUCUGACGAGGAAAAGAAAGAUUUCAAAAUUGAGUCGAAGGACAGAAACUCGCCGUCAGGCAUGGUGUGUGAGAAGGGCAUACAGAUCCUUCUCACCAUCGUGGGUGCUUUUGCAUCCUUUGGCCUGAUGACAGUGUCUAUCGGCACUGAUUAUUGGCUCUACUCGCGGGCACUCAUCUGCAACAGCACCACCAAUUCCACACAAGAAGAUCCGCAUAAUAAGGACAAGAAGGACCCUGGGGCCCUGACACAUUCUGGCCUGUGGAGGAUAUGUUGUCUGGAGGGGGUGAAGCGUGGUGUGUGCUCCCAGAUUAACCACUUCCCAGAGGACGCAGACUUUGAUCAUGAUGGAGCUGAAUACGUCCUGCGAGUGGUCCGGGCCUCCAACAUCUUUCCCAUUCUUAGUGCCAUCCUGCUGCUAAUGGGAGGGGUCUGUAUCGCAGCCAGUCGUUUCUAUAAGAGCAAAAGGAACAUCGUGCUGGGUGCUGGCAUCCUUUUUGUAGCAGCAGGACUAAGUAACAUCAUUGGUGUGAUAGUGUACAUUUCUGCUGCCCUGGGUGACAUUUCUCCAAAGAAGGAUGAGGAUAAAAAAUGGCAGUACUCGUACGGCUGGUCUUUCUACUUUGGUGGGCUGUCCUUCAUCCUGGCUGAGAUGGUGGGCGUGUUGGCGGUGAACAUCUACAUCGAGAAGAACAAGGAGCUUCGCUGCAACUCACGCACCGAUAUCUUUAAGAGCACAACUCAUGCCAUGCUACGACUCCCAAGCUAUCGCUUCCGUCGAAGAUCACGCUCCAGCUCUCGAUCCACUGACCCCUCACGCUCCCGAGACCCAUCCCCCGUGGGUGGCCCUCCAGGCAGUAAGAACUACGGAAUGCCCCCCUCUGCUUUACUCUCCCAGGGGCCCAUCUCUGUGUCCACUUUACCCAACUCCCGCUCCGCUCUGCCAGGAGGCGAUAUUUCCCUUUACACCCUCUCCCGAGACCCCAAACUGGGUGGUAUAGGAGGACUGGGUGCCCCUCCACUGUACGGCACAGUGGACCGUGCCACACUAUACCAGCUGCACAACUGCUUCCCCAAGGAGGGCGGAGGGGGUGGAGGAGGAGGCAUGAUGAUGAGUGGGACGCUGCCCUCGCUCAAAUCCCACAAUCCUUCAGUGGUCCAGAAUUCUUCCAACUCCAGUGCUCCACUCAGCAACUCCAUCCCUUCCUCCCAGCCUCCUCCUUUUACUUUAUCUACAAUGGAGAGAGAACGAGGGAUGGGAACGCUGGAUAGGUUAGGGAAAGGUGACCGAGAGAGUAACUCCAACACACUAAACAGGAAAACUACACCAGUGUAGUCAGUAGUUGGAGGAGUUGAAAAAGUGCAAAAGCGUAGAAACAAGGCAAAUAACUCUCUCUAUAUUGACAAAGAUUUCACUUUAUGAAAAAUAUAGAAUAAAAGAAUGAUAAACGGCUCAUAAUAACAACAACACUCAUGUGUUUUCUUUAAUGUUUUGUAACAUGUUUUAACUUGAAACAAUAAUCAUGGGAUACUGUGAUGUUUAUUAUUUUGCUUUGAUUUUAGAGAUGUGGAAUUUCAAGAUGGUGAAGUGUUGUUGUCAUUACGACCAAGUUUAAUAAUUGCUUAACAUUUUGAAUGAUUUGAAUGAUUGAUUUACAAAGAUGUUGACUGUGAUUCCAAAACAUGUGAUACGGAGCACUGCGGAAACAUGAGUUUAUUAAGUGUGAGAAUGAGAUUAUUACAACUAACUUUGUGAAAGCAUUUUAUUUAUUUUAAAAAAGUUUUAUUUUAUACCCUUUGAUAACAUGCAAUUUAGUAUGUAAUAUCUGUAUAUCUGUCUUCCAGCUCAGCAAACAAAUCAGCAACAAAGUGUCAAAAUGAAAAAGUUUUAUAUAUAUAACCCUUCCAUCAUAUUAUUUUUGUUAUAAUCAUUGUUAGCAGUAGAAGGUAGCACUUGUUGAAUUGAAAAUCUUUGUUUUGGGGCAUUAAUACAAUCCCUCACUUGGACAAAGUGGGAGAGAGGAUACGUUUGUAUAGAACAAGGGGUAAAUGAUGUUCAGAAAAGGGACGUCAACCCAAAACUGUGAUUUUCAAAAGGGUGAGAAAUUUAAGGGUCAUUUAAAUAACAGAAUUGUAAAAUCAAUGAUUUGCUGUUGUGUGGUUGCAAGAAGUUUAAAAAAAAACUAAAAAGAAUGUUUUGAAAUGUCAAUGUUAUUUACGCAUCAGUGUAUUUGUACAAAUAUUUACUUUUGUUAAAAUCAAAAGAUUACAGACAUGAUGGGGCCUUUAUGUAUUGGAAAGGGCCGAAUUGGUUGGAGGGCAUGUUUGAAUAUGUAUGAAGACAUUGUCUUACUUGAGCUCUGAUUGGGCUACACUCAUUUGUUGGGGGCAUGCCCUGGGUGUGCUUAGUCAGCUCCCUUUUUCAGUCGUCAGGGGACUAACCAGAGUCUGACGUUUCUAUGAGUGUCCCAUUUGCUAAAUUAUUCCAGUGCGCUAAAGUUUGCUACCUAUAAUAUCCCAGAAUGCACCAUACAAACUAGGGAGAAGCACUGCUCACUCUGCUUCCUUUCCGGAAAUGUCGUCAGGAUUUCUGAAGUCUCUCAAGCCUUAUUUUCUGUUUAAAAUAGAUUGUUCAUAAUAAAUUUCAUCCAUAAUGUGCAUGAAAAGGAAACAAUCUUAAUCUUAAUUAUAAAAAAAUGCACUCCUUUGUAAUUUUUCUUUAAGUCAUUUAUCUUUCAUUAUAACACCACAAAAAUGCACGAUAGUGUCAUUUGUACAGCAAAGUUUUUGAUUAAUACCGGCUUUAAUCAAUCAAAUACGUGACCUAUGUAAUGGUGUCGCAGGUGAUUGAGUCAUAAGUGUCCCGAUGUUCAAUAGAUCAACACCCUGGCCAAUGCCCGAAUUCCUAUUUUUACAGUAUACUGAUUCAUGACGUAGGAAGCUAGAUGAGAUGCACACCCUGUGUCAUUUGUGUUAUCCCUUCAUUGUGAUCAUGACAGCAUCCAAGGCAAUGCUCCUCAAAAAUAAAUAAAUAAAUAAAUAAAUAAAUAAAUAAAUAAACUCACUGUGCUCCACCUGAUUCCCUUUGACCUUUCUGCUUCUCUUAAUGAGAGAUUAUAAAUGGGAACAUUCUGCUAACCUUUACUUCAUGAUCCCAGCCAACAAGAGGUCUCCACGGGACACCACCUCAUAGAGUGUAAAUGGGCAUCAAACCACACAACCUCCUGCAACUGGGGGUCAUUUUUAAUUCAUAAAAAUUGUGAAAAACUACACAGACAGCAUUUAUGUGGUCAGUUAUAAAUGGUAUGUAGUGGAGAAUACUGUACAUAUAUCUAGAGAAAACAAUAUGGUUUAUCUUAAUGUGUGAUAAACUAACACUGUAUUGCAUGAAUUUUAUAUAUAAAACAAAAAA
Molecule: messenger RNA, 3858 nt
Organism: Xyrauchen texanus (razorback sucker)
Lineage: Eukaryota; Metazoa; Chordata; Actinopteri; Cypriniformes; Catostomidae
Product: voltage-dependent calcium channel gamma-4 subunit-like
Exons: 6
Coding region: 508-1782 (424 amino acids)
Biological process (GO): neurotransmitter receptor internalization; transmission of nerve impulse; regulation of AMPA receptor activity
Cellular component (GO): AMPA glutamate receptor complex; postsynaptic density membrane
Molecular function (GO): channel regulator activity; voltage-gated calcium channel activity
Source: RefSeq, a predicted model, not a curated record